Molecule: messenger RNA, 2707 nt
Organism: Pogonomyrmex barbatus (red harvester ant)
Lineage: Eukaryota; Metazoa; Arthropoda; Insecta; Hymenoptera; Formicidae
Cellular component (GO): membrane
Source: RefSeq, a predicted model, not a curated record
UGUACUGCGACAGAGUUCAGUCAGUCAGUCAGUCGGUCGGUGCCGCUAUCAAUUGCCGCUUCACGUUGAGUUUCUGGAAGGUCUCUCACGACAAACACGCAAUCAUCACGAUUCCAUUCGAUCAUCAGUUCUUUAAUCAACGUUCUGCCCACACGUCUCGAUCCCUUCCGUCUCCGGUCGAGAAAGAAGAAAAUCACAUGCAUGCGAUGUGCAUACAGAAAAGCAGCCCACGAUGCGAGGAGCGAUGUAAAGCGGACGAUUGGUAGAGCGAUGUAGUACAAAGAUAUCAUGUCGUUUUUCGGCGAGUUUAAUGAAGAUUACACUGGAGCGUAAUAGCGCGCGAUUCGAGGCCCUAAAUGAAAUAACGAGCUUGUCCCUACUUCGCUCUCAAACCGUGAAAUUCAAGACCGUAACGGCAACAUGUUCCUGUUGCUGACAGUGCACGAACGGAGGUUGCUGCAGUAGCCGAGAACAUUCGCCAACCAUUUUAAAAGACUACGAUCCUAUCGACACGAGCACGUCUCACUUUUACGAAAGUAAACAUCCCACCGAUCAUGAAGUGGCCCUCUAUCAGCAAGACAUUCACAUGGACGACGUUUUGCCUAUUCAUGCUUUUAUUCCUGCCGACGAGAACAAAUGCUCUAGAGGAGAAUUGUACGGAUUUUCAAGGUGGCACUGUCCGACAUGGUCUUUUGUACGUGCCAGGACCUGCGGUCUGUAGUCUCUGCGUUUGUUAUCAUUCCGAGCCGAUGUGGUGUCAAGCCAUCUACUGUACGCCACCAUACAAAUGCAAAAGGUUCCGCGUGGGUGAGCGCUGCUGCGAGUUCGAGUGUCUUGACGACAAAGUCGAUUGGAGUGGCCCGGAUGUGUACGACGCUGCAGGAUCGUCCAAAAUCCAGGAGCAGAGUUCAGUCUUAAGCUUUUGUGGUCUGUUGAUCGCAUUAUUGAUAGUGCCUUAGUUACAAUGAGACGAAAUAAGAUCGCAGUCAUCGUCAUAAACCUUUUCCUCCGUCGAAUAAUUCAAAGUAUUUGUCUAUUAAACACAUCAGUCAUUAGGUGAAUCAGUGACGAUAAUGCUAACGAUGACAGCGGAAUUACGUACAAGAAAUUCUCGAGGCGCAGGUUUGUUUCAUAUCGCAAAUAUUCAAUGUUUUGACGAACACGCUUCUUUGUCGCGAUUAGCUCGUCCAUUCAAUAUCGAAACAACACGAGUUUAGUUAAAUCGAUGAUUAAUCAGAUUACUUUUUAAAUAAUCGCGAAGAAUUGAGGAAAUGGAAUAUUUUAUUUCGCAAAUAAUAAGUACCGAUAAAAUCUUUUGAUAAAAAAGCAAUAUUUAUAAGAACUUGUAGAUUUGCUCAAGCUGGGAAUACAUGCGCGCGCGCGCGCGCCUGAAUAAGUCUUUUAUUUUCUCGAUUUUCCAUUUCCUUUAGAAGCGAUUAUUUUUUCAUAUUUUUCCACAUUGUCAAAUUCGAUAUAAUAACAGACGGCACGCGAACUGGAUAUCGAGUUAAAACCUCGUUUGAAGGAAACCUCGUUUCAAGGAAUGACGUGGGUGGCUCUUGAUCUAAUCCGAACACUCGGAUGUCACUGUCAUGUACGAGAUAUACUUGAUCUCGUUUUAAAUAAAAUUCAUCGUUUUAUCGUACAGGGAGUAUGUGCGGUAAUGCAUAUAAAAUCGUGUCGUUAAAAGAUUGAUUCAGUGCUCAAUUCUCAGUCAGUUUUUUUGCCUUAACCGAUUAUCAAUUCUUGGGAUUGAUCGUAUCAGAUUUAUAACGGAUGUCGCAAUAUUAACGUAUGAUACAAAAAUUGACAAGAACAUGGCAUCUGAUGACAUCUGAGCUUUGCCUUUGCUAACAUUCGUGGACGACUAAGAAGCAGACUGAAAGCAAUUGAGACUUCGCGCACAUACAAGUGUGUGCGUAGUGCAUAGGAAAUUUUUAUUUUUCCAAUGUUGUAGAACGAUGUGUGAUAACGAAACGUGUUAUAUUUGAGAGAGAUUAGCGCGCAGAAAUAUGCAAGUCUCUUAUCGUUAGAAAAAAGCAAAAGCGCACGUCAGGAAGCUCUACUGUCGAGCGUGUGAUAUUCUCUUUGUUAACAGAGAGACCCGUUUCAAUCUUCAAUUCAAUCGAUUUUACUGUUUGCUUCGCUUUACUUUGUAUUCACCGGCAAACAAGCCGGUUUUUUUUCUUUUUGCCCGAGCGGGCAACUCGCCCCGAUUUCUGUGAGUAAAAUGUUUUAAAAUGAAUGAAAUUAAGAGCUUGUGUGAUAAACUAAUAUUUAUCGAUCUAUUGUUCUAUUUGUUUUUUUAUUUCUUUUAUUUCUUAUCUAUAUAUUUGUUGUGUCCCUUUCAAUAAUUAGAUAUUUACUUUAUCUCGCUUAUGCGAGGAGAGACGCUUUUCAAUUACAAUGAACAAAUUAUUUUGCGAAUCACUUUAUCAAAUCAUAAUGACUUGUUUACGUAACAAGAUUUUAUUAAAAUAUCAUCAAAAGAAAAAAGAUUCGAUUGUACUGGUUACGAAAAUUUGUAGCGUAAACAUAUUAGGGGAAAAAGAUCUACUCUCAAAUAUUUAUGUACAUGCAUUAAUUGAUUGAUACUCGGAUGUGAAAAAACUUAAUAGGAUGGAAAAACAUGGAUUAAUAUGUUAUAAUUAUUAUCUGGGUUUUUGUGCAUAUUAUUUCUUCGUUAAAAGUUUUAUUAUACACAGUU